Molecule: messenger RNA, 663 nt
Organism: Homalodisca vitripennis (glassy-winged sharpshooter)
Lineage: Eukaryota; Metazoa; Arthropoda; Insecta; Hemiptera; Cicadellidae
Product: putative gustatory receptor 28b
Exons: 1
Coding region: 1-663 (220 amino acids)
Biological process (GO): sensory perception of taste
Cellular component (GO): dendrite; axon; neuronal cell body
Source: RefSeq, a predicted model, not a curated record
AUGACUCAGAUGAUGGUGUUAGUUGACAUUAUUCACUACAGAUUCUCGGCUCUCAAUGCGCAGCUGUCAGACAUCAGCAUGGAGUAUAAUAACAUGCCACUUCAUGAUGUUAUGUCUAGACUGGACUCCGUGUUCCGACUUCACACCCAGCUACACGUCGUCGUCUGGGAUCUCAACGCUCACUACUGUCUGUACAAUCUGUUCACUAUCAUUGCUAAGGUUGGAACCGCUGUGUAUAAAAUGCAUCAAUACUUAAGGACCUUAUCUGGACAUAGAACCUGGUUCUGGUAUGUACCGAGUUGGAUCCCUUGUAUCUGGGAACUGAUCACUUUGCUAGUCCAGAUAUGCGUGUGCCAUGCUUGUGCACGGGAGGCCAACCGAUCUGCUCUUCUCGCUCAUCAGAUCCUUCGCCCCGACACUCCCAUCCAACUGUGGGAGCAGGUCAGCCUCUUCUCUAGGCUCACCUUACACCUCAAAGUCCGCUUCUCUGUCGGAGGGAUCUUCACGCUGGACCGCUCUCUCAUCUCAAAAUUGAGUGUGACUGCUCUGUCUUACCUCAUCAUAGCUGUACAGCUGAAAGAAGUAGAGCCUUACAUUGGUAGUCAGUCGAACAGUAUUAACUCUACCUACAACAGUAACAACAAGUCUACCAUGAUCUACUGA